UUGUACGUCCUUGUCCACCUGUAGACCGAUGUCAUCACUGGCUUGAGAAAAAGCUGCGAUACUGUCCGUUGCAAGUCAGACCGGGUCAAUCAAUGUGUGCUGAACAUGGACCAAAAGAUAAACCCAACAUGAAUCCAGACUUUGUACUGUGUCCAUUCCAUCCCAAACAUGUUGUGAGAGUAAACGAUUUGGAUUUACAUCGACAAACAUGUUUAUUCCGACCACAGCCAUUACCUCCGUAUCAUGUCAAGAAUAUAAACAGCGGUUCUAAUUUAGAUUCGGUUUCACAACAUGACAUGCAUGUCAAGAUACUCGAUAUACUAUCCAAAGAAGACCUUUUUGCAUUGAUUCAGAAACUUGACACGGCGUACCAUCAAGCCAUACAACACGAUCACAUAUUCAUGCGUGAUGGGAUUCCAUUGCAUGUUUUAACUCACGAAUCGCUGAAUCAGCGACUAAAUGAAACGCAACAUGGCAAACAUGCAGUCCAACAAGCCUCAUUGAUGGGUCAUUUACAUGAAAAAAAUCUAAUAGGUGAGCAUCGAUGCUAUGCGGAAUUUGGAUGUGGUAAAGGAGAGUUGUCCAAGUUUAUCUAUGCAAGUGUUCCACAACAUACUCGGUAUCUUUUAAUUGAUCGUAAAGUGAUGAAACUCAAGGUAGAUAGAGUGUUUAGAGCCAAUGCCGAUUGGGAGCGUGUUACAAUCGAUAUCAGGGAUUUCAAUUUACAAGGGGUUGAGCGUAUCCAACAAAUGCCAGUCAUUGCUAUAUCUAAACAUCUAUGCGGUGUAGCUACUGAUCUCACGUUGAAAUGUCUUUCCAACUACAAGAAAAAUUGCGAAUCUGAUUCCUCAAACCCAUCUCUAGUUCAAGGAAUGGUGAUUGCACUUUGUUGUCACCAACUGUGCAAAUUUGACGAUUACAUCAAUCCAGGGUUUUUAAGCAAAUAUGGCAUUGGUGCUAAAGAGUUUGAUAUUUUGGCUGGUGUUUCUACAUGGGCAUUGUGUGGUGAGCGAUCCACAAGCAAAUCAACUUCAUCCAAAGAAUCGAGUUCAGUAGACCCUACUCAUGAAUUGGGUACAGAAUCAAACGAGCCAGUAGCUGUCCCGUAA
This is a messenger RNA of Batrachochytrium dendrobatidis JAM81, 1109 nucleotides long. Its product is annotated as tRNA:m4X modification enzyme. The transcript is spliced from 6 exons. Gene Ontology annotation, biological process: tRNA methylation. The record is from RefSeq and is a predicted model, not a curated record. Bases 93 to 1109 code for a protein of 338 amino acids. NCBI's taxonomy places the organism in Eukaryota, Fungi, Chytridiomycota, Chytridiomycetes, Rhizophydiales.